UAAGGUGAGUCAUAAGUGCAAUUGGAGGCAGCCCUCUAAGUAGUUCCACAAUCCAGAUUUGAGGCUCUGACUAUAUAUACAGUAAAGUUUUCGUUUUUAUUGGCUGCUCAGUGUCACUUUGUUAUUAUCGCCCUAAGCUCUUUCCCCAGUUCCCACGAGUCAUGGAAGCUCUUCAAGCCUCAUCUCUUCGAGCUUCCCCUCUAAAACCUCUCCAAAAACCCAAACUCAAUAUCCAUUUCCCCAAUGCAUCGAGACUCGUUCCCAGGCCAACCAAGAAAUUCUCUUCCAUCACCGCUUCAUCCCCCACCGUAUCUGCUCCCAAGCGCGAGAAGGACCCCAAAAAACGGGUCGUUAUUACGGGUAUGGGAUUGGUUUCCGUUUUUGGGAAUGAUGUCGAUGCUUAUUACGAUAAGUUGCUGGCUGGGGAAAGCGGGAUCGGACUCAUCGACCGGUUCGAUGCUUCCAAGUUUCCUACCCGGUUCGCCGGUCAGAUCCGGGGUUUCUCUUCUCAGGGUUACAUUGACGGAAAGAACGAUAGGCGACUUGACGAUUGCUUGAGGUACUGCAUUGUUGCAGGAAAGAAGGCUUUGGAAGAUGCUGAUCUCGGGGGCGAUAAGUUAUCCAAGAUCGAUAAGGAGCGAGCUGGAGUGCUAGUUGGAACUGGUAUGGGUGGUCUAACAGUGUUCUCUGAUGGCGUCCAAAAUCUGAUAGAGAAAGGCUAUAGAAAAAUAACACCAUUCUUCAUUCCCUAUGCUAUAACAAACAUGUCAUCUGCCUUGCUAGCCAUUGAUCUUGGUCUCAUGGGUCCAAAUUAUUCAAUUUCAACUGCUUGUGCUACCUCCAAUUAUUGCUUCUAUGCUGCUGCCAACCACAUCCGUCGAGGUGAGGCUGAAAUGAUGAUUGCUGGUGGAACUGAGGCUGCAAUUAUUCCUAUUGGGCUGGGGGGCUUUGUUGCCUGCAGGGCAUUGUCUCAAAGAAAUGAUGACCCUCAAACUGCUUCAAGACCAUGGGACAAAGACCGAGAUGGCUUUGUUAUGGGUGAGGGUGCUGGAGUAUUGGUAAUGGAAAGCUUGGAACAUGCCAUGAAAAGAGGUGCACCAAUUAUUGCUGAGUACUUAGGUGGAGCUGUUAAUUGUGAUGCUUAUCAUAUGACUGAUCCAAGAUCUGAUGGUCUUGGGGUGUCCUCAUGCAUUGAGAGAAGCCUUGAAGAUGCUGGUGUGUCUCCUGAAGAGGUAAACUACAUAAAUGCACAUGCAACUUCUACUCUUGCUGGUGAUCUGGCUGAGAUAAACGCUAUUAAAAAGGUAUUCAAGAAUACAUCUGGCAUCAAAAUCAAUGCAACAAAGUCGAUGAUAGGGCACUGUCUGGGUGCAGCAGGCGGUUUAGAAGCCAUUGCCACGGUGAAAGCCAUUACCACGGGAUGGCUGCAUCCCUCCAUAAACCAAUUUAAUCCAGAGCCAUCAGUUGAAUUUGACACUGUUGCCAACAAAAAGCAGCAGCACGAGGUUAAUGUUGCAAUCUCAAAUUCAUUUGGAUUUGGAGGACACAACUCGGUGGUGGCAUUUUCAGCCUUCAAGCCAUGAAAGUCUGUUACUUACGUGUUCUGCAUUUGUUAGGAAAGAUGAUGAUAGAGAAUAUUGAUCCUUAAAAGAGCGAGUCAGGUAUUUGUUUGUGGAUGUGGAGGCUGCUUCAAUCCUUGUGUAACUUUUCGUGAGAGCCAAUUUGUGAUUUUGUCAGUUUCGGAAUGAUUUUGAGUUGAAUUCUAGCUUUAGCCUAGGAAUUGGUGAACUCGUAUAUUUUCAACACCAACACGACAAUAUUUGAUGAGGCAAUUAAUGAAGGAGAGAUUUUGUUCUGUUUUAAA
Gossypium raimondii (Peruvian cotton) is the source of this 1864-nucleotide messenger RNA. RefSeq names its product 3-oxoacyl-[acyl-carrier-protein] synthase I, chloroplastic. Bases 162 to 1583 code for a protein of 473 amino acids. Gene Ontology annotation, molecular function: 3-oxoacyl-[acyl-carrier-protein] synthase activity. Lineage: Eukaryota; Viridiplantae; Streptophyta; Magnoliopsida; Malvales; Malvaceae. The record is from RefSeq and is a predicted model, not a curated record. Gene Ontology annotation, biological process: fatty acid biosynthetic process. The transcript has 7 exons.